UAAUACCCCAGAACCUCCCCCCCGCGCCCAAAGCAUCAUAAUUGAGCAACUCUUAUCUAUAUGUGUAUGUAUAGGAUACAGAGAUAAAGGCAUGCAUCGAAUGACACUUUUGUGCCUGAUGGAACUGUGGCCAAAACGUUUGCCAGUCUUGCAAAAGAAUUACUUUCAGCGACAGGAGUUCUCAUUCACACUGCAUGAUGAUAUUUAUGUCCAGUAUCAGUCUUUCAGCACCCCACAGGAACUGGAGAAAGAGAUCCAGAAAAUAUGUCUUUACAAAAUUGACAUUGGGGCUGUAUAUUCACACAGGGCACAAACCAAGAACCUUGAAGCGGUUGGCAAGGUCAUACUCACUGAAGCACCUAGAAAUGCCUGUUAAAAUAUAGACCCUUCAUCCCAAUGGCUGAACCAGUGCAUAGCUAUUCCCAGAUUCAGAUCACCAGCAAAACCCAUCACAUUGCCCCUGUACUGAGACUGUAAAGGACUUACAUUUGUCAAAAUAUAUCUGGCCAUAGCUUUCUUUGGUUUCUUGUGGAACACUGGUCCAAAUCUGAUCCAAAUUGUUGAGGCGCAUUUGGAUGUUAGUCAUGCCUGUUCUGAAGUAGCCUGGUUCUACUAUGGAUA
Molecule: messenger RNA, 621 nt
Organism: Sphaerodactylus townsendi
Lineage: Eukaryota; Metazoa; Chordata; Lepidosauria; Squamata; Sphaerodactylidae
Product: DNA primase small subunit-like
Exons: 3
Coding region: 92-376 (94 amino acids)
Biological process (GO): DNA replication, synthesis of primer
Cellular component (GO): alpha DNA polymerase:primase complex
Source: RefSeq, a predicted model, not a curated record